AUGGUCGACUGCGACGCCCACCCCAACAACAGCGCUUGCGAGAAGCCCGUCAGCAGCAUGCUCAAGACCAUUGUGCCCAUAUGCAUUUUUGCCUUCAUCUUCAUGGGCGCCGGCAUCGUCUUCUUCUGCGUCAUGCGCAAGCGCCGCAUACAAGACCGCCUGGCCGAGGAGCGGGCAGCGGCCAAGUACCGCGACCUGGGCUUCGACGACGACGAGCCGGUAGGCCGCAAGGGGCCGCGGGCUCCCGCAGGCCCCAAGAACAACAACCGCGCGAGCAUGGGUCCGGCCACAGACCCGGCCUUCAGCUACGAGGCCAACCCGAACAUGUACCUGCGCAACGAAGGCAGCACCUACAAGCUCUCGCAGCUGCACCCCUCGCUCGAAGGCCAGCAAACACCCACCAAAAACAAGGAGUUUGUGUAG
This is a messenger RNA of Diplodia corticola, 423 nucleotides long. RefSeq lists its product as uncharacterized. The coding region runs from base 1 to 423 and encodes 140 amino acids. The transcript is spliced from 2 exons. NCBI's taxonomy places the organism in Eukaryota, Fungi, Ascomycota, Dothideomycetes, Botryosphaeriales, Botryosphaeriaceae. The record is from RefSeq and is a predicted model, not a curated record.